This is a messenger RNA of Panicum hallii, 1439 nucleotides long. Its product is annotated as protein-tyrosine-phosphatase IBR5-like. The coding region runs from base 183 to 1001 and encodes 272 amino acids. The transcript has 5 exons. Gene Ontology annotation, molecular function: MAP kinase phosphatase activity; protein tyrosine/serine/threonine phosphatase activity. Gene Ontology annotation, cellular component: nucleus. Gene Ontology annotation, biological process: abscisic acid-activated signaling pathway; auxin-activated signaling pathway; protein dephosphorylation. The record is from RefSeq and is a predicted model, not a curated record. NCBI's taxonomy places the organism in Eukaryota, Viridiplantae, Streptophyta, Magnoliopsida, Poales, Poaceae.
AAAAAAAAAAAUCUCAAUUCCCUCCCUCUCAUUUCUCCCAUCAGAAAAUAAAAGAAAAUCCCACCUCUUUCUUCCUUCCCAGCUCCUCCGAGCGAGACAAGCUCCCGAUUCGAUCGGCCGCGUUUUCUAUUCCUCUCGGAUUCGAUCGGCGGAGGCGGAGGCGGGGGCGGGGGGCGGGAGAGAUGAGGAAGCGUGAGCGUGAGAACCCGUGCGGGAUCUGCGGGCACUACCACAAGUACGAGGAGGGGGAGGUGUGCGGCGUCUGCGGCCACCGCCCGCCCGCGGCGCCGGCGGCGGGGGCGAGGCAGCAGGACUCCGCGUUCCCGUCGGAGAUCCUCAAGGAGUUCCUCUUCCUCGGCAGCUACGACAACGCCUCCCGCUCCGAGCUCCUCAAGACCAUCGGGGUCUCGCACAUCCUCAAUACUGUACCAUUAUGCCAAAACCUGUACCGGAAUUCAUUCACUUAUCACUGCCUUCAAGAGGACAAAACUCUGCAGUUUGAUGAUGCAAUCCAGUUUCUAGAACAAUGUGAGAGGGAGAAAGCACGUGUCCUUGUGCAUUGCAUGUCAGGGAAAAGUAGGUCGGCAGCAUUUGUUAUAGCCUUCUUGAUGAAAUCAAGGGGGUGGAGACUGGCACAAUCUUUUCAGUGGGUGAAAGAAAGGAGACCACAAGUACAACUAUCUGAUGGGGCACAGCAGCAGUUGAUUGAGUAUGAAACGAAGCUUUUUGGUUCCAAUGUCGGCAUGCCCGCUCCAGCUUUUGCUCCAGCAGAUUCUUUCCCUUCUCUUGGAUUUGGUUUUCCAAAACCAGCAGGUGAAAUCCAAGUGCCUACCUUUAACCAGCAGGCUCCAGCAUCCAUCUUUGAGCGUGUCAGCCCAAACAACUUCCCUAGUAAUUUUACAUUCGGAGCUGAAAGAACUAAUGAAGGGAAACUUCCAGAUAGCAAUAGUUUCAGUGUGAUAAACUCGUCUGGUGGAGAUAGCAUGAUGGACAGCUCCUAGAAUUGUUUUGCUUGUGCCAGUGGCAUUGAUGCAGCAGGCUCCAGCAUCCAUCUUUGAGCGUGUCAGCCCGAACAACUUCCCUAGUAAUUUCACAUUCGGAGCUGAAAGAACUAAUGAAGCGAAACUUCCAGAUAGCAAUAGUUUGGGUGUGAUAAACUCGUCUGGUGGCGAUAGCAUGAUGGACAACUCCUAGAAUUGUAUUGCUUGUGCCAGUGGCAUUGAUACAUGAAAGGAAUGAAUCGAUUGCAAAUUUAGUUGGGUUUCUCGGGAUGUUUUUGACUUCUGAGAAGGAAAUGCAUUUUUGUAAAAGCAUGUUACGAUAUAUGCCAGCACUCAGACAAUUGCUACUGUGCGUUUUAACAAACGUGUGUGCUUUUUUGUGGAACUUUUCAAGUGUAAUUCACGCAAACCGAUUACUUUGGAAAGUUUGAAUAAAAA